AUGUUAACUGUUACCAACCACAGUACCCACCACAGUAUCCACCACAGUACCAACCACAGUACCAACUACAGUACCCACUACAGUACCCACCACAGUAUCCACCACAGUACCCACCACAGUACCCACCACAGUACCAACUACAGUAUCCACCACAGUACCCACCACAGUACCCACCACAGUACCAACUACAGUACCCACUACAGUACCCACUACAGUACCAACUACAGUACCCACCACAGUACCAACUACAGUAACCACCACAGUACCCACCACAGUACCAACUACAGUACCCACCACAGUGCCCACCACAGUAUCCACCACAGUACCAACUACAGUACCCACUACAGUACCCACUACAUGCCCACCACAGAACCAACUACAGUACCCACAACAGUACCCACCACAGUACCCACCACAGUACCAACUACAGUACCCACAACAGUACCCACCACAGUACCCACCACAGUACCAACUACAGUACCCACCACAGUACCAACUACAGUACCCACAACAGUACCCACUACAGUACCCACCACAGUAUCCACCACAGUACCAACCACAGUACCCACCACAGUAUCCACCACAGUACCAACCACAGUACCCACCACAGUAUCCACCACAGUACCAACCACAGUACCAACUACAGUACCCACUACAGUACCCACUACAGUACCAACCACAGUACCCACUACAGUACCCACAACAGUACCCACCACAGUACCAACCACAGUACCAACCACAGUACCCACCACAGUACCCACCACAGUACCAACUACAGUAACCACAACAGUACCCACCACAGUACCAACUACAGUAACCACAACAGUACCCACCACAGUACCCACCACAGUAUCCACCACAGUACCAACCACAGUACCCACCACAGUACCCACCACAGUACCCACCACAGUACCCACCACAGUACCCACCACAGUACCCACCACAGUGCCCACCACAGUACCAACUACAGUAUCCACCACAGUACCAACCACAGUACCCACCACAGUGCCCACCACAGUACCCACCACAGUACCCACCACAGUACCCACUACAGUACCCACCACAGUACCCACCACAGUACCCACCACAGUAUCCACCACAGUACCAACCACAGUACCCACCACAGUAUCCACCACAGUACCAACCACAGUACCAACUACAGUACCCACUACAGUACCCACCACAGUAUCCACCACAGUACCCACCACAGUACCCACCACAGUACCCACCACAGUACCAACUACAGUACCCACCACAGUACCCACCACAGUACCCACCACAGUACCAACUACAGUACCCACUACAGUACCCACCACAGUAUCCACCACAGUACCAACCACAGUACCCACCACAGUACCCACCACAGUACCCACCACAGUACCCACCACAGUGCCCACCACAGUACCAACUACAGUACCCACAACAGUACCCACUACAGUACCCACCACAGUAUCCACCACAGUACCAACCACAGUACCCACCACAGUAUCUACCACAGUACCAACCACAGUACCCACCACAGUAUCCACCACAGUACCAACCACAGUACCAACUACAGUACCCACUACAGUACCCACCACAGUAUCCACCACAGUACCCACCACAGUACCCACCACAGUACCCACCACAGUACCAACUACAGUACCCACCACAGUACCCACCACAGUACCAACUACAGUACCCACUACAGUACCCACUACAGUACCCACCACAGUAUCCACCACAGUACCCACCACAGUACCCACUACAGUACCCACCACAGUACCCACCACAGUACCCACCACAGUACCAACCACAGUACCCACCACAGUACCCACCACAGUACCCACCACAGUACCCACCACAGUACCCACCAUAGUACCCACUACAGUACCCACUACAGUACCCACCACAGUACCAACCACAGUACCCACCACGAGGAUACCUCUAUCUCAUUCUCCCAUGUCACGUGACAGUGAGUCCCCACGUCUCCUAGUCUGUGCUGAGAAGAGUUCUCACAAUUACCACCAGGUCCCUAGCUGGUCUAGCUGGUUCACUGACUCCACACCAACAUAA
Molecule: messenger RNA, 2055 nt
Organism: Bolinopsis microptera
Lineage: Eukaryota; Metazoa; Ctenophora; Tentaculata; Lobata; Bolinopsidae
Product: mucin-2-like
Exons: 3
Coding region: 1-2055 (684 amino acids)
Source: RefSeq, a predicted model, not a curated record